CAGUAAGUGUGUAUUUACUCUAAGGCUUCCCAGCUUUUUGCAUAGGGGGUAUAUCUAGUUUUACCCAGUCCUGUCGGUUUCGGUGCUCGUCCCGUCUUGCUCGAGAGUUGCCGGUAUCCGGCAAACAUGGAAUUUUUUUUUUCUAUAAACGUCGAAGGAGGAGGGCCGGAGGCAGGGCCAGCGGAAUGCUACGUGUCUUGAAAGUCCCUUUUUAAGCCCCCUCCGUUGCCUCCUUCGAUUACUACAACCAAAAGUUUCUUGGUUAUAAGUCGAUCCAGCAUCCCAGCCUGCGUGUGUGCAGCAGUCCGAGUCCGGCGUCCAGGAGACCUUCGGCGGCGUUACACUAAAGCGAAAUGUCCGGAGUGGAAAAGCUUCGCACAAAUUUCAACAAGUCGACCAAUGUGGUGUACCAGGCCCACCAUGUCAGCCGGAGCAAGAGAGGGCAGGUUGUGGGCACCAGGGGGGGGUUCAGGGGCUGCACCAUAUGGCUCACUGGUUUGUCUGGUGCUGGAAAGACUACCAUCAGUUUUGCCCUGGAGGAUUAUCUCGUCUCCCAUGGUAUCCCCUGCUACUCAUUGGAUGGGGACAACAUUCGCCAUGGCCUGAACAAGAAUCUGGGCUUCUCUGCCGAAGACCGCGAGGAGAACAUCCGGCGUGUCGCUGAGGUGGCCAAACUGUUUGCCGAUGCUGGCCUUGUUUGAGUCACCAGCUUCAUCUCUCCUUUUGCCAAGGAUCGUGAUGAGGCGAGGAGCAUCCACGCAAACUCUGGGCUGCCGUUUUUUGAAGUGUUUGUCCAUGCGCCUCUUGAAGUGUGUGAGAGCAGGGAUGUGAAAGGACUUUACAAAAAGGCUCGCGCUGGAGAGAUCAAAGGUUUCACUGGGAUUGACUCAGACUACGAGCGUCCUGAGCGUCCAGAGCUUGUUCUGAAAACGGGGGAACUCUCGAUAAAUGAAUGUCUCCAUCAAGUGUUGGACCUGCUCAGGGAACAGAAUAUUGUACCAAAUGAGAUCCUGGAGGAGGUGACUGAACUAUUUGUUCCAGAGAAUAUGGUGAAUCAUGUUUUGGCUGAUGCAAACACACUGCCCACUAUCAGCAUCACAAAGCUGGAUCUACAGUGGGUGCAGGUUUUGGCAGAGGGCUGGGCCAGUCCACUGAAGGGCUUCAUGAGAGAGAGAGAGUUCCUCCAGACGCUGCACUUUGGCAAUCUGCUGGAUGGUGGGGCAAUCAACAUGUCUAUUCCCAUCGUCCUGCCUGUUAGCACUGAGACCAAGGAGAAGCUGGACGGCUGUGCAGCUGUAGCUCUGGAGUACCAGGGUUCAAAAGUGGCUGUUCUCAGGAACCCUGAGUUCUACGCACACCGCAAGGAGGAACGCUGUGCCCGACAGUGGGGUACUACUUGUCCACAGCACCCUUACAUUAAGAUGGUUAUGGAGGGAGGUGAUUGGCUGGUAGGUGGUGAUCUUGAGGUGCUGGAGCGAAUCAGAUGGAAUGAUGGACUUGACCAGUACCGCUUUACUCCAAAGGAGCUCAAGCAGAAGUUCAAGCAUAUGAAAGCAGAUGCGGUAUUUGCAUUCCAGCUGCGUAACCCAAUCCACAAUGGUCACGCUCUGCUCAUGCAGGACACCAAGCGACGUCUGCUUGACAGAGGAUACAAAAAUCCAGUCCUUUUACUUCACCCGCUCGGUGGCUGGACAAAAGACGAUGAUGUGCCUCUGCACUGGAGAAUGAAGCAGCACGAUGCUGUCUUAGAGGAGGGCGUGUUGGACCCAGCCAGCACCAUUGUUGCCAUAUUCCCUUCCCCUAUGAUGUAUGCUGGACCCACAGAGGUUCAGUGGCACUGUAGAGCCAGAAUGAUUGCCGGAGCAAACUUUUACAUUGUCGGCCGGGACCCUGCAGGUAUGCCUCACCCAGAGACUAAAAAUGACUUGUAUGAGCCCACUCACGGUGGAAAGGUGCUGUCCAUGGCCCCGGGCCUCACCUCUGUAGAGAUCAUUCCCUUCAGGGUAGCUGCCUACAACAAAACUAAAAAGGCUAUGGACUUCUAUGACAAAGGCCGACAUGACGAGUUUCAGUUCAUUUCUGGUACCAUGAUGAGGAACUUGGCUCAGCGUGGGGAGAACCCUCCAGAUGGUUUCAUGGCCCCCAAAGCCUGGAGCGUGUUGGUCAAGUACUACAGCUCUCUUCAGAAAAACAACUAAUCAGUGCUCAUGAGAAACUAUCCAUCCUGUUCUCUAGGAUUAUUUCAGGUGGGAUGGAUUUUGAUUGCUACAAAUUGCAGGGGUGGGCGUUUUGACUUCACCAAAUCAAAAUAUAAAUCUCAUUCCUUUAAAAUGGUGGGAUUUAUAAAUCCUUAUGUGAUUAUAUGCAUACUACCUUAAGCUAUGUAUUUUAAUAAAUUAAAUCUAACUUGAAUUUUUUUUAAUGUCUGUAGACUUAGAAGCACAUUCCAAGACAGGGAAAUCAUUUUUGACAUUUACAUAAGACACUGAAGGACGCAGGACAUUUCGGUUUUUAUUAUAUUUUUAACAUGAAAACUUUAUCACUGUAUUUGUGUCACCUGAAUGAAAGCUGCAGUUUUAUCAUUACACACAGUGCCUACUUUUUACAGAUGUAGUUGUGUUGAUUUGUCAUGUUAAUCUUUCAUGUUAUUAUAAAGUACUACAUGAAUUUUUUUAAAUAAAAUGUCUUUGUCUCAAAUAUCAAUGCUAUAAAACUGAAAAAAAUCUUUGUUUUUGAGAUUUCUGUGACAGUAAAAAAAAGGGCAUAUGUAUUCAUGGCAUAAGAUCUUCAGUUAUUGGAAAAUAAAUGUAAAAUGCAGUAAUAAAGAUA
Archocentrus centrarchus (flier cichlid) is the source of this 2829-nucleotide messenger RNA. Its product is annotated as bifunctional 3'-phosphoadenosine 5'-phosphosulfate synthase 2-like. Gene Ontology annotation, biological process: 3'-phosphoadenosine 5'-phosphosulfate biosynthetic process; sulfate assimilation. NCBI's taxonomy places the organism in Eukaryota, Metazoa, Chordata, Actinopteri, Cichliformes, Cichlidae. The transcript has 12 exons. Gene Ontology annotation, molecular function: ATP binding; sulfate adenylyltransferase (ATP) activity; adenylylsulfate kinase activity. The record is from RefSeq and is a predicted model, not a curated record.